AUGACUACACUGCAACACCGCAACACCGUGACACUGCAACACCACGACACCGUGACACCGCAACACCACAACAGGCAGCCCUCGGGCACAUUGCCGGUGCCCCUUCGGAGGAAGCCGAAGGAAGAGUGCACUCAGAGACACCCAUUCGGGAGCUGGGCUCUGCGGGACAGCCGGACUGAGGACAGCGGGAGGCGGCUUUCAGACGAUGGGAGCGUCGGCGGGGAGCACCCCUGGGCACCGGCGCUGCACUGCGGCUACGAGAUCCGCUCCGACGGGGACCUCAUGCAGGUGCUGGAGGUGCCGCCGGAGGUGCCACCGCAGCCGUGUCCGCAGCCCCGUCCCGGGGCGCCGGUGCCAGGCCGGGCCCUGUGCUGCGUGGCCGCCGCUGCCUACGGCUACCUGGUGCUGCCGCUGCCGCCCUUCGCGGCCGGGCUCUGCGUGGGGCUGGCGUGCGGCACCGCUGCUGCCCUCCUGCUCCUCGUGCUGCUGUGGCCGCCCCGCGCGGUGCAGAGCACCCAGCCCCGCGUGCGCCCGCGCAGCCCGCGCGACACCGGCGGCCUGCAGGGCUGGCUGCUCACGGCGCCCGCCUACGGCACGGCGAGUGCCCCGGCACCGCAGCCUGUGCUGGCCACGCUGCGCGGGGCCGCCCUCACGCUCUCCUGUGCUGGUCCGCGCCGGGACGCCGCCGGGGAGCAGCACGACGCGCCCUUCGGCGGCCGCCUCGACGUGAGCAGGGCCACGGUCUCGCUCGCCCCGCACGGCCUGGCCCGCAAGAGGAUGUGGAACAAGAAGUACCCCAUCCACGUUCUCCUCCCCGCGGAGCCGCCGGGCACCCAGCCGCAGGCACCGGGACGGGACGUGGAUGGAGACACCGGGAAAAGGUCCCUCUACCUCUUUGGGCGCACGGGCAGGGAGAAGGAGGAGUGGUACCAGCACUUGGCCAGGGCCUGCCGUGGCGCCCAGGGCAGCAGCCACGGUGAAGGCAGGACGGGCCUGGGCCCGGCUCUGCAGAGCAGCCCCGGCGGCGGCAGCAGCGUGGGGAGCACAGAGGACAUCCCCUCCGCCGUCAGAGCCCGGGACCUGGCGGGCCACGUGCAGCAGAAGACCCUGCUGGAUUACAGCACCUACAUGGCCCGUGUGGUGCCGGCGCCGGCGGGGGGCAGCCCCACGGGCCCCCAGCGGCAGCAGGAGCAGGGUCCCUGCCUCGUGCUCCAGGUGCCCGGGGGCUCCGCGCAGCCCGGCGGGGACGCGCGCGGGCGCCGCGUGGCCUGGGUGAACGCGCUGCUGGGCCGCGUCUUCUGGGACGUCCUGCGGGAGCCCUACUGGGCCCGGCAGGUCUCCAGCAAGAUCCAGAAGAAGCUGAGCAAGAUCAAGCUCCCCUAUUUCAUGAACGAGCUGACGCUGACGGAGCUGGACAUGGGCACCUCCAUCCCCUCGGUGCUCAGCGCCUCCAGCCCCACAGUCGAUGACCGAGGGCUCUGGGUGGACGUGGAGGUCACCUACAGCGGCGCGCUGCAGAUGACGCUGGAGACCAAGGUGAACCUGUGCAAGCUGGGCAAGGAGGGCGCUGCCGAGGAGAGCGGCCCGGCGGAGGCAGGAGCAGAGGGGGCCGGCCCGCGACUCUGCCCGCUGGCAGACAGCGACGCCGAGUCGCCCAGCGCCAGCUCCUCGGAUGAGGAGGCGGCCGCGGAACCACCGGGAGCGAAGCCGCCGCCGCCGCCCGGCACGGAGGGCCCCGGCGGCGGCAGCAGCACGGGCCGCACCAUCCUGCGCUUCGUGGACAAGAUCGCCAGGUCCCGCUGCUUCCAGAGGGCCACCGAGAACGAGUUCAUCAAGAAGAAGAUGGAGGAGGUGUCCAACACGCCGCUGCUGCUCACCGUGGAGGUGCAGGAGCUGGCGGGCACCCUGGCGGUGAACGUCCCUCCGCCGCCGACGGACCGCGUGUGGUACAGCUUCCGCGCGCCGCCGCGGCUGGAGCUGAGCGUGCGGCCCCGGCUGGGCGGGCGCGCGCUCACCUGCCCGCACGUGAGCGAGGCCAUCGCGAGGAGGCUGCAGCACGAGCUCCAGAAGGUUUUGGUGAUGCCGAACAUGGAUGACCUGAUCAUCCCCAUCAUGCAUUCCGGCCUGGAUCCCCACGCAGCCGCCGCGGGGCUCCCCAGGGACCUACCGGCCGGUGCGGAGAGGCUCUGAAGUGCAGCCCCAUAGCAGCAAGGGGUGCUGCACAGGGCUGGGG
Molecule: messenger RNA, 2233 nt
Organism: Nothoprocta perdicaria
Lineage: Eukaryota; Metazoa; Chordata; Aves; Tinamiformes; Tinamidae
Product: testis-expressed protein 2-like
Exons: 12
Coding region: 1-2190 (729 amino acids)
Cellular component (GO): endoplasmic reticulum
Molecular function (GO): lipid binding
Source: RefSeq, a predicted model, not a curated record